Messenger RNA from Adineta ricciae, 1229 nucleotides. NCBI's taxonomy places the organism in Eukaryota, Metazoa, Rotifera, Eurotatoria, Adinetida, Adinetidae. The record is from the annotation of a GenBank genome assembly.
AAUUUUAAUCAACAGAUUUCAAAUUUCAUGUUAAAAUGUCGAUCCGUUCAGGACUUAUGACGUUUUGAAUCUCUGUGGGAGUUUUUACCUACAGCUUAAAAAGUGCAAAACGACAUAAGUCCUGAACGGAUCGACAUUUUAACAUGAAAUUUGAAAUCUGUUGAUUAAAAUUUUUGAAGCUUGCUGUGGCAUUCUCAAAAAUGAGACGCUAUUAACAGUAUUGAAUAUUUCCUGGGUGGGCUCAGAAAAAUGCUAAUUGUUUUUGCAAAUUUCGAUCACAAAAAUGAGUUGAUAGGAACUCAUCAUUUGAGGUCAAUGUUAUCCACCAUAAGUUUUAACUGGGACCCAUGCUCAGAAGCUGAGAUCCAGCAUCCGAAAAAAUCCUGGUUCUGCCACUAGGUCGACUCGAUCUACCUUACGGAAUGGAUAUUGAUGAUGAUGGAUCGGUUUAUAUUUGUGAUCAAGACAAUCAUCGUGUUGUUAAAUGGAUUUCAGAUGCAAACUAUGGUGCAACUGUUGCAGGUGGGAACGGUCCUGGAGAUAGAAUAGAUCAGUUAUUUUUUCCAACAGAUGUGGUGAUUGAUAAAGAGACUAAUUCACUCAUCAUUUGCGAUUCAGAUAAUAGUCGAAUUAUGAAAUGGUUUCUUCAAAAUUCGAAAACCCCAGAAAUAAUCGUAUCGGAAAUUUUCUGCGACGGGUUGGCUUUAGAUAAUAAUGGAGAUCUUUAUUUCACUGAUCCGAUGAAUAAUACAGUAAUACAAUGGAAACAAGGAGCAAAAGAUGGAAUAGUUGUAGCUGGUGGAAAUGGAGAAGGAAAUGAUUUCAAUCAACUUUUUGCUCCUGGUACUCUCUGGGUCGAUAAAGAUUAUUCAGUUUAUGUAUCGGAUGCCAGAAAUCAUCGUGUGAUGAAAUGGUUAAAAGGCGCAAAAGAAGGAAUUGUCGUUGCUGGUGGGCAUGGCAGAGGUAAUAAUCUCAAUCAAUUAGAUCUUCCCCGAGGAUUGAUUGUCGAUCAUUUGAGUAAUGUUUAUGUGGGUGACACUGGCACUUAUCGAGUGAUGCGUUGGCCAAAUGGAUCUCGAGAAGGUAGUAUUAUUGUUGGUCCACAUAGCUGUGUAGAAAACUCAAAUAGGUUUUGCACUAUCAACGAUAUAUGUUUCGAUCGACAAGGAAAUCUAUAUAUCGCGGAUCGUUUCAAUGGUAUAGUGCAAAAGUUUUAUAUUGAUGACUGA